Messenger RNA from Didymodactylos carnosus, 2604 nucleotides. The record is from the annotation of a GenBank genome assembly. Lineage: Eukaryota; Metazoa; Rotifera; Eurotatoria; Philodinida; Philodinidae.
AUGUCUACUCCGUCAAAAAGUGUAACGACACCAUCAAAAAGGCGUACACCAGCAAAACAGACUCCGUCUUCAUCACAACGGACUCCUGCUAAACGACGUAAUCCAUUAACAGCAUUACAAGAGGAUGAGGGAGCUGCUCCCAGUCCUACUGGAAGCCUUGUACAGAUGCCUGUUACACCAAUGUCAACAAGAACAACACCCGCAAAAAUGAUGAUUCAGUCGGGAUCCACAUUUUCUCCUAUGACUUUUUUUACGUCACCGGCUCAAGCGGGUGGUGGUCGGACACCAAUGUCGACACCAUCUCGUCCACGAUCAGAUUUAGGAAGCGUGCGAAAACUACGUUUAGUCAAUGAAAAUGAUGAACUGGACGCGAUUGAUGGUGCAGCGACAGCAACAAAUACUGCUGAUAAUCAAGUUGUUAUAUGGGGGACAGAUGUCCAUGUUAACGAAUGCAAACGUCGUUUGGUAUUAUUUUUAAAGAAAUUUCAUUUGUCUGUUGAAGAUGCUCGCUUGGAAGGUGUUGAUCCAAAUAAACCUUAUUAUAUGCAGAAAUUGGAAGAGAUUCAUUUACUUGAGCGACCAUUUCUAAAUAUUGAUUGUUCUCAUAUGAAAGAACUCGAUUCAACGAUGUAUCAACAACUCACCUCAUAUCCACAAGAAGUCAUACCAAUAUUUGAUAUAGCCGUGAAUGAACUAUAUUUCACAAUCUAUGAAGAUGAUACAUUACCUCAUCAAAUACAAGUUCGACCAUAUAACGUCGAUACGUAUCGAAAUAUGCGUUGCCUUGAUCCCGAAGAUAUUGAUAAACUAGUUACAUUAUCGGGCAUGAUUAUUCGUUCAUCGUUGAUUCUGCCUGAAAUGCGUGCUGCUUACUUUCAAUGUAAUACAUGUGAAUUUCAUGUACAAGUAGAAAUUGAUCGUGGACGUAUCGCUGAACCAACGGUUUGUACUGCAUGCAAUACGGCCCAUUCAUUUGAGCUCAUUCAUAACCGAUCAUUGUUUGCUGAUAAACAAUUUAUUAAACUACAAGAAACACCAGAAGAAAUGCCGGCUGGACAAACACCCGUAACGGUCACUGUCGUAUCACACAAUGAUCUUGUUGAUGCUGUGCAACCAGGUGAUCGUGUCCAUGUAACUGGUAUUUUUCGCGCUGUGCCCGUACGUCUCAAUCCAAAAGCACGUAAUGUUCGUUCAGUUUAUCGUACAUACAUUGAUGUUAUCCAUUUUCGUCGACAAAAAGCAUUCACAUCCGAUGAUGACAGUGGUCAAAGAAAUGAAGAUGAAGAAGCAACUUCUUCGAAAUUUUCCAAAGAACGUCUUGCUCAAUUUCGUAAUCUCUCACAACGAAGUGAUAUUUACCAACUAUUAUCGAAUGCUAUUGCUCCAAGUAUAUUUGGUCAUGACGAUGUUAAAAAAGGUAUUUUGUUACAGUUAUUCGGUGGUACAAAAAAAGAUUUUUCAACAGUUGGUCGAAAAACAUUUCGUUCACAAAUAAACAUUUUGCUGUGUGGUGAUCCUGGUACGUCGAAAUCACAAUUACAACAAUAUAUUUAUCGACUUGUACCACGUGCACAAUACACUAAUGGUAAAGGAACAAGUGCCGUAGGUUUAACGGCGUAUGUCACCAAAGAUCCAGAGACUCAUCAACUAGUAUUACAAACUGGUGCAUUAGUUUUGGCAGAUAAUGGUGUUUGUUGUAUUGAUGAAUUUGAUAAAAUGAGUGAAAGUGCACGGUCAAUUCUUCAUGAAGUGAUGGAACAACAAACAUUAUCAAUUGCUAAAGCUGGAAUUAUUUGUACACUAAAUGCUCGAACAUCAAUAUUGGCUGCUGCAAAUCCCAUUGAAUCACAAUGGAAUAAACAAAAGACAAUAAUUGAAAAUAUUCAACUACCACCAACACUCCUAUCACGUUUUGAUUUAAUAUUUCUUUUACUUGAUCCACAAGAUGAAGCUUAUGAUAGACGAUUAGCACAGCAUUUAGCAUCAUGGUAUCAAUAUGGAAAAGAAGGUGAAACGGUUCAAGAAGCAAUGGAUGCUGAUUUACUUCGCGAUUAUAUUGCUUAUGCACGUACAUUUGUUGGUCCUCAAUUAACUGAAGCUAGUGGUAAACUAUUGGUAAGUUCAUAUGUUGAAAUGAGAAAAGUUGGAAGUGGAAAAGGACAAGUGUCAGCAUAUCCAAGACAAUUGGAAUCCUUAAUACGUUUGUCUGAAGCACAUGCAAAAAUUCGUUUAUCCGAUAAAGUUGAAGAAUUGGACGUUGAAGAAGCAAAACGAUUGUAUCGUGAAGCCUUAAAACAAUCAGCUGUUGAUCCCAAAACUGGUCGUGUUGACGUAGCUAUUCUUACCACAGGCAUAAGUGCUGGCGAACGCAGACGACGAGCUGAUCUUGCAUUAUCUCUUAAAAAAUUUAUUAAAGAACGUAAAACAAAUGUGACAACAAUUAAAAAAGAAGCAUUAUUCAAUGAAAUGCGUGAACGCUCCGAUGAGCGUAUAAGUCGAGAAAUGUUUGAUGAUGCAUUACGUGAUCUUGAAGAAGAUAAUUUCAUCGUUGUUACAGCACAAGCUAUUCGAAUUGUUACAUUGGGUGAUUCAAAUCUAGACUGA